Colletes gigas is the source of this 1959-nucleotide messenger RNA. RefSeq names its product EF-hand domain-containing protein 1-like. Gene Ontology annotation, biological process: cilium-dependent cell motility; mitotic cytokinesis; mitotic spindle organization. Lineage: Eukaryota; Metazoa; Arthropoda; Insecta; Hymenoptera; Colletidae. Gene Ontology annotation, molecular function: alpha-tubulin binding. The record is from RefSeq and is a predicted model, not a curated record. Gene Ontology annotation, cellular component: mitotic spindle; axoneme.
AUGGAAAAUUUACCACUUAUACCAGGCUAUACAUUUCGCGAUCAAAGUGUAAGUUAAAGACUGAAACAAAUUUAUUAUUUAAACGAAUAACUAAAGAUUAAUUUCUUUUUAAAGAUCGACGAUUAUAGAUUAUUGCAAAAAUUUAAUUUCUUGAAUGGUUAUCGAGUGGUACGUGACAGUAAUUUUGGUAUUGGAGGGAGGCCAAUAGAUGCGGCAUCUACCGCAUACAUAAAAGAUGUACCUAUUGCACACUACGAUCCAUCGUUAACGUACGGCCGUACGAAAAGAUACGCACAUCGUCAAGUGAUCCCACACUAUGCGCUAUUUGCACAGAAAUGCCUUUGCUUCAAAGCAUUUUUUCGCCAAGGGGUGUUCAAUUCUCCGGACGAACACUUCCGGAUACGUCACGUGAAUAUAAUAUAUUUUUUGGAGAAUGACACUGUUAGCGUAAUAGAGCCCGCGGUCGACAAUGCCGGCUUUCAACAAGGAAAGCUCGUUAAACGUGACAAAAUUGUAAAAAAUGUAGCGGGUGAUACGCUUCGUUGGAAGGAUUUUAACGUUGGGAUUGACGUAUGUAUUUAUGGCGUAGUUUAUCAUAUUAUCGAUUGCGAUCUAUUUACCAGAGAGUUUUUAAACAGUCAAGGCAUAGAUGUCGGGGACAAGGAGGAACCUCCUAUAGAUCCUUACACGUCGCUUCGUGCGUCCAAGCAUAAGGUACCGGCGCGUAUCACGCCGAUCCCGGACGAUGCUAGACGUCGGUUUUUAGAAUACGAUACGAUGAUAUUAUCGUUCACCGCUACUUGGAACGACGAUGUUUACCGGAUAAUGUAUUUCUUAACGGACGACACGAUAUCCGUGCGCGAGAUACAAAAGCCUAACAGCGGCAAGGAUCCAGCGGCGACGUUAUUAAAACGAAUGAAAGUACCGAAAGAUUGGAAAAAUCUACCGUCGUCUUAUCCGGCUGUGUACUUGGAAUACGGCGAUCCAGAAAUCGUCGAAUACUGUACGCCAAAGGAUUUCGUGAUAGGCGGCACGAUUUUUAUAUUCAGUCGAGGUUUUCUUUUGCACGAUUGCGAUUCUUUCACGAGGAAAUAUUACUCGGAUAUGCUGGGGAUAACGCAACCGGAAAGAAUUCCUCUACCGGCGGAGAAAACGAGACCGACGCCGGAAUACGUAGCUCCGGCGCACAUAAAAUUCGGCACAACCGAGGAUACUUACAUGAGUUGUCUGUCGUUCGUGCCUAAACCGCCGAGAAAGAACGUCGUGCAGCAGCUGAUCAAUUUCCCGAAGAAGCUACGUUACUCCAUGAGAAUGGACGCGGUACAUCCCGAGGACAAGAAUCGCGAUUUCAUUUUGGAGUAUAGUUUGAGCAAUGGCACGAUACUGGUGCACGAGCUCGAGAAACGUAAUUCGGGACGUCGCGAAGGUUGCUUCCUGAAAGCUACAUUGGUCCCGAAACCGAACACCGGAAGAGACAAUCCGGAUUACUACACGCCUCAAGACUUUUACAUAGGCGCGACGAUUAAUAUUUAUAAUCAUUAUUUUACGAUAGAUGGGGCCGAUCUUUACGUGUAUCGUUACAUGGAGGCGAAUCCCGAGAAGUUUUCGGGGGAAGUACGGGACAAUGUUCGCGAUUAUUUCGUUAAACGGAAUUUACUCGGCGACGAUAUCGCGGCCGAGGCGAAAAAAAAACAGAACGCGGAAGAGGCGGCAAUUUAUACGGUCGAGCCAGCCGAAGCAACUAUUGAACGCGAUCUUGAUACGAUCAAUUGUUUAAAUGAUCUCAAGGCUCAAGCUGAACGUAAGUAUGAAGGAGAACACGGGGAGCUGAGGCCACGUACACCGCCGCCGGAAGAAUUGUGUCCAGGUUUAGCGACAGCGAACGAUUCUGUGGAUCCUCAAAACGUAGAGAAACCCUUGAAAAGAGAUACAAAAAAAGAAGUAAGAUGGAAUGAUUAA